GCCUGAUGGGCCGGCACCGAUUUGAGCUCACUUAGCUCUGAUUCGGACGGCCCUCCCAGUAUCCAUGAACACUCUCCUACCUCCUCAAUAACUGCAAUCUCAAGGCACUGGAAUGGACGAUGUGUUUGGACCUACUUACUGACCGGGCACGUCAAUCGUCUUUAUGGAUUCGUAAGAAGAAUCUGGACCCGAAGGUCAGGACUGCAUGACUGAGAAUUGGGGUGGCUGUAUAAAUGUCAAGUCACCUUAGUACCGCCAUUGCCAUGAUGACGAGUUCUGGUCCAUGAGAUUCUUCGUGAUCUUCGCAGACCGGCAGAUCAACGUGAAGAUGAUAAUUGAAAUCGUGAGAAACAAUAACAAACGCACUUGCACAUUGUGGCCAGUUGUGGCAGUGUUCAUCAACUCCGUUCCUGAACUCCCUCACUUGUUUCAGUCGCGCUCCCGUGUUCACGAUUCAGUACAAGCCAUGAAUGAGACUAGUGUCAAUUCAGUUAUUUCCACCCCUCCCGUUGAUUUUACUCAACUAGAUCAGCUUUGCAUGACCCGUGAUCCGCAUAUCAUGUGUCGCGUCCAACACGCAGUUCAAAUCGCGAUGGAGCAGCGCAAACUCCAAAUUGCUGAAAUCGCGGAACGUUGGAACGCUCUCGUCCCUGUCCAUCGCCUACCUAUGGAGUUAUUGGAAAGGAUCUUCCUGCUCGUGAGGGAUGAAUGGUUCCUGGCAUCUUUGGACGUCACUUCUCCGGAUCGCAAAUCACGAUUACCGCCUUAUGCUUGGAUCAAGUUUUCCCAUGUUUGCCGGCAUUGGAGACGAGUCUCUUUGCAAUACACGCCGUUGUGGAAUUGGAUCGCAUUCCUUGAGUCACAUACACCUCUGGCUGCAAUCCAGGAAAUGGUACUCCGCUCCGGUCAAGUACCAUUACUUGUUGGAGGCAUCGUUGAUACCUGGGACACUGUCGACUUUACUCUGAAGUACUUGCGGGGCGCGACCGAUCGCAUAUGCUCCCUACACGUUGAUGCAGCAUCCCAUUGCGUUGCACAGUUGGACAAUCAGAUGAAGUCGUUGGUCGAAGAGUUCCCUGAAAUUUGGUCCUCCUUGCGAUCGUUGACAUUGGUUGAACGUAGGACUCAAUUCCAGAACAGGCUUUCUACCUUCCAUUAUUUCCCUGACCAUUUGGAACGACUCAGUUUGGAUACCAUAUUCCUUGACGUCAAGGAUCUCGCUCCUCUCCGCAUGACAUUACGACACCUGUCCCUUUACAAUGUCUCCGUUUGGCCCUCGUUAUCUUCCUUCUUGGAUGUACUCACGAAAACGCCACUGUUAGAGACACUUCUCGUUGAAUUGAAAGCCCCACUGGACCUUGCUAAUACCACAAAUGAAGUACAUGACGUCGUCCCAUUACAUCACCUCCAAUUGCUGGACAUACGCGGACUCUCCUUCUGUACAGCAUAUGUGCUGGAACACAUCCAAUACCCUCCUACGGCUACCUUGCGGCUUGACACAGACUUUUAUUACCCUGGACGACAGCACACUUGCGAAUCUGAUUUGAAAGGCAUUCUGCGUCGCGUUCCUAUGUCUUCUUCGUUCACUAACGACGACGUUCAACCGGUACCCGCUGGGAGCAUCCGGAUUGAUGCAAAGGAUGUAUCUUCUUUCGUGCGUGGGAUGCUGCGUACCCGACUAGUGCUUUGAUGAAUCUUACCCCCAAAUUUGAGUUCAAGUCCAAUGGGCCUCCAGUCGCUAGAAUCGUCCUUAAACUCAUCAAGAACCUUCAUUUUCGGCAGCUGCGAUCGCUUCGGUUGGACGGCUUUGCUAUACUUCCUGAUCGCAUACAUUUACGAGAUUCUGAAUGCACGAUGUGGGAUUUGCAAUGCCAAGCGUUGAAAGAAAGCGGAUCCCUCACUGGGUUGACCUCUUUGCACCUUUCUCGCACUUCUAUCAAGAUGGCGACGGAACUCAUUGAUCAAGCUCCUCAAUUGCAGACACUCUUCUUAGAGAACAUCUCAUUUCUCCCUACAGAUCUAUCGCGGAUAUCGACGCCCAGUUCCUCAAAUACCGAACACACCGAGUUGUUCAUUUGGGUAUUGGGUAAUAGGAAACGAGCAGGUACCCCCAUUCACCUGCUUACGAUCAAAUCGCCGCAAGAACUGCAUGCUGACGAGGUCGCGGAGAUGCAUUCGGUGGUUAAGGAACUCGAUUGUGACCUGCCAGCAUGAACGUUACGUAGACAACCGUGGAUCUUGCAGAAUUUCCUUUCUAAUUUGUGGUAUAUUUGAUUAUCUUUUGAGUGUGUCACUGUGAACUUUUAUAUCUCGUACUCUUCACAACUUUGAUUUGCAACUCACGUACCUAGACAUACCGAUUAUGCUACUUACCAAUAAUAUUUUUUUCUGUGAC
Somion occarium is the source of this 2395-nucleotide messenger RNA. The record is from the annotation of a GenBank genome assembly. NCBI's taxonomy places the organism in Eukaryota, Fungi, Basidiomycota, Agaricomycetes, Polyporales, Cerrenaceae.